Messenger RNA from Anopheles coluzzii, 840 nucleotides. RefSeq lists its product as uncharacterized. The transcript has 3 exons. Bases 366 to 728 code for a protein of 120 amino acids. NCBI's taxonomy places the organism in Eukaryota, Metazoa, Arthropoda, Insecta, Diptera, Culicidae. The record is from RefSeq and is a predicted model, not a curated record.
GAAGUCGUGGCAUUUAAUUAAGUUUUUCGCUCGCCCCGGUGUCUAGGUCGGCUCGCGGAACUAUCUCACACGCCGCCUCCUCUCGGAUCUUAAUUUGCUUACUAAGAUAUCGGUGUAACUUGUACACCCCUCGCUGUAGAGCUCAGUGAUACAGUCAGUGAUAAGCUUUUGCUGGUAUCCAACCAUAUUCUGCACACCUCUCAGCCUUUGGUUUCUUUCCCUUGGGUAAAAGCGGGACUCAACUAGCGUGUUUGCUGGGUGAAAGUUUGAAGAAACUUCUGUAAAGUAUAUACAGAAGGGGCAAGACCCUCUGGCCGGAGAUAGAGUAAGAGAGAACGAAAGAACAGCGCAGCAAAGCACGCACCAUGGUUCGCAAGGCACUCCUGUCCGUCGCUGUUGUUUUGGUGGCAAUUUGGGCCACCGGGAAAGCACAGGAAACGGAACAGAGCGGCGGCGGUGCAUUGACCCUGGAAGAGCAGGCCGUCCAGUACAAGGCGACGGUGCUGCUGGUACUGGCGAAUCGGGCAACCAGCCUGCCCGCCGAGAGUGAACCGGCGGUGGCGGUCGUGGUGGAGGAGGCUACCCAGCAGCUGGACGCGUGUGCCGCCGGUCUCAAGGUGCACCAGCAGCUCUGGCAGUACAAGGUGUGCGGUUCGGCCGUAUUGCAGCAGGGGCUGAAUGCGCUGUCGGCGCUCCAGGCGGCUAAUGGAGCAUCAGCCAGCGUCUAGGCUCUGGUAGGCAGUGUUAAUUGGUAGACAUUGCAGGACGUUGGGAUAUGACUUUUUUAUACUAUUGGGACAGACAAUAAAGGUUUCUCGUUUGGCGGGGAAUAUAGAUUAA